AGCGUAUAUAAUUUUGUAAGAUUGUUACGUCUUUAAUUUACGUUUUGAAAAAAAAGGAAAGGAAAAGAGAAAAAUUGGUUAUUUUAAGUGAAUUCAAUUGAAUUAGUUAUAAGUUAAGUCAAUAAAUGAAUUGAUCAUUGAAAUCGUUGAAACUAUUUUACGUAGGCAAAUUAAUUUUUGAGCUCAUUAAUCAACUUAUUCAGGUUUAGAAAAAAUUAAAAUAGAUUAUUUUUUCAAACUAAGGAAAAUGCUAAGCAAAUAUAUUAAUCUUUUAAAACCAUACAAAGAAAAUGUGAAGAUACUAAAAAGUAUAAAUCUGAAGUAUGGAACCGAGGCAACAUUUGAGACAAAAUCAUAUCGUCUUCAUAAACUUGAUGAAGGUCCAUCUACACAAGUGAAACUUACAAAAAGUGAUGCUGUGAAGUAUUAUAAACAACUACAUACAAUCAGACGAAUGGAAACAGCAGCUGGUAAUUUGUAUAAGGAAAAAAUUGUUAGAGGAUUUUGUCAUCUUUACUCUGGACAAGAAGCAUGCGCAGUCGGAAUGGUUGCUGCGUUACGUCCUCAAGAUUCGGUUAUAACGGCAUACAGAGCACAUGGAUGGACAUACUUGAUGGGAGUAACGCCUAUAGGAGUACUUGCAGAAUUGACAGGACGACAAAAUGGAAAUGCACGUGGAAAAGGUGGUUCUAUGCAUAUGUACGCAAAAAACUUUUAUGGAGGAAAUGGUAUUGUCGGCGCUCAGGUUCCUUUAGGAGCAGGAAUUGCAUUUGCACAGAAAUAUUUGAAUACUGGUGGUGUAUGCCUAGCUUUGUAUGGUGAUGGUGCGGCAAAUCAAGGUCAAAUUUUUGAAGUCUACAAUAUGUGCAAAUUAUGGAAUGUACCUUGCAUUUUUAUUUGUGAGAAUAAUGGCUACGGUAUGGGUACCAGUAUGGAUCGUGCAUCAGCAAGUACUGAAUAUUAUACAAGAGGAGAUUAUAUUCCAGGUAUAUGGGUAGACGGUAUGGAUGUCUUAGCCGUAAGGGAAGCAACAAGAUUUGCAAUUGAUUAUUGCAUAUCAGGAAAAGGUCCGUUAGUAAUGGAAACAUUCACAUAUAGGUAUAGCGGUCACAGCAUGUCAGAUCCUGGAACUAGCUACAGAACUAGAGAAGAAAUUCAAGAAGUUAGGCAGACCAGAGAUCCACUUACAAGUUUUAAAGAAAGAAUAUUGAACGUUGGUCUAGUAACUUCUGAAGAACUGAAGUUAAUGGAGACCGAUAUUCGAAAAGAAGUAGAUGCUGCCGUAACUUUGGCAAAAGCUGAUAAGGAAAUUCCAAUUGAUGAACUUGUAACUGAUAUCUAUGCAUUAAAUUUGGAACACGAAAUUCGCAAUGUCACUCCGUUUAAUCCGUUGAAUCAUAAUAAUAUGGGACCUGCAAUUAACAAAUAAAUUUAUGUGGUUCAAGAUGUGUACAUCUGUAUGUAGACAUAUGAUAUAGAAAUAAAUAUAUACAAAGAAUAUCCCUUUGGAAUUUGAUGGAAACAAUUUAUCGUUAAUAUAUUAGAAAAUAAGAACAGAUAAAAUAUGUAUUUUAAUAAUAGCUAUUAAUAAAUUAUUUAUAUCAAUAGCUCUAUGUUUAUUUAUGAUAAGUUCUGCUAUCGCUCGGAGGAUCGAAAAAAAUGAAUCAGUUUUAUAAACAAGAUGACAAUUUCACGAUAAAUAUGGUAUCCAAUCGAAAAACAAAUACUAAAGCAACUGAAAAAUUUUUCAUGAUUAUAUUGUCGAUUGCUAUAAGUCAACUAAAAGUUUAUUGUGAAUUUUGUUAAAUAAAAUAAACAAUAUAAUCCAGUUACUAGCCAUAAAAUAAUACAUAGCAAUCAGAAAAUGCAAUACAAAAUACGAUCAAGAAGUUACACGACACAAGUCAUACUGAGAAACAAUGAGAAAAACACGAGCAGAAUACAAACAUAAUCAUAUUAAUAUAUCGAAUUCUUUUCAACAAAAAGGAUAUGAAAAUAUUUCACAGAACAAAAGCUUAUGAAAUAAUAUGGUAUGAGAUAACCAACAACAAUAAAUAUAUUUAAAAAGAUUAAAAAUACUAUUUUAAUGUUUACUGACAUUGAGUAUCCUCUUGUCUGUUCAUAGUCUCUCUUCUGUUAAUAGUAUUACU
Messenger RNA from Phymastichus coffea, 2150 nucleotides. RefSeq names its product probable pyruvate dehydrogenase E1 component subunit alpha, mitochondrial. The transcript is spliced from 6 exons. Gene Ontology annotation, molecular function: pyruvate dehydrogenase (acetyl-transferring) activity. Lineage: Eukaryota; Metazoa; Arthropoda; Insecta; Hymenoptera; Eulophidae. Gene Ontology annotation, biological process: pyruvate decarboxylation to acetyl-CoA. Gene Ontology annotation, cellular component: intracellular membrane-bounded organelle. Bases 248 to 1429 code for a protein of 393 amino acids. The record is from RefSeq and is a predicted model, not a curated record.